AUGCAGCGACACAGCUUCACCGCUCUCAACUCCACCUUCGUCGUCGAUUCAGAGUAUCAGUUCGUCAAGGAGCUCGGCCAGGGCGCUUAUGGCUGCGUAGUAGCCGCAAAACAUCGCCGCUCAGGCGAGGGCUGCGCUAUCAAGAAGAUUACCAACAUCAAUACCAAGCGUAUCCUCACUAAGCGAUGCCUGCGAGAGAUUAGGUUGCUUCACCACUUCCGUGGACACAAAAACAUAACAUGCCUCUACGACAUGGAUAUCGUCUUCCAACCAACCGGCAACUUCGAUGAGGUCUAUCUCUAUGAGGAGCUAAUGGAGGCCGAUCUACACGCCAUCAUCCGCUCAGGCCAACCUUUGACUGACGCCCACUUCCAAUCUUUCAUCUACCAAACCCUCUGCGGCCUCAAGUACAUCCACUCAGCAAACGUCCUCCACCGCGAUCUGAAACCCGGUAACCUUCUCGUCAAUGCCGAUUGCGAGCUCAAGAUCUGCGACUUUGGCCUGGCGAGAGGAUAUACCCCUGGCGGCGGAACAUCGAGAGCAGCAGGCAACCAGGGCUUCAUGACAGAAUACGUGGCGACGCGGUGGUAUCGUGCCCCUGAAAUCAUGUUGAGCUUCGCCAACUACUCGACAGCCAUCGAUGUUUGGUCAGUGGGAUGCAUCCUGGCCGAACUUCUCGGGGGGAAGCCUAUUUAUAAGGGAAGGGACUAUGUCGACCAGCUCAAUCAAAUUUUGCACUACCUUGGGACACCAUCCGAGGACACCCUUAGGAGGGUAGGGUCACCCCGUGCGCAAGAUUACAUUCGAUCGCUCCCGAUCAAGCCUCGCGUGCCAUUUUCGACGCUCUUCCCUCAAGCAAAUCCACUCGCUAUCGAUCUUCUAUCGCAGAUGCUUUGCUUCGACCCCGCUAAGCGGAUGAGCUGUGAACAGGCGCUUAAUCACCCAUACCUCCAGGUGUGGCACGAUCCCGCAGAUGAGCCUGUUUGUGACUCGAAAUUCGACUUCGGCUUUGAGGAGGAGGACAGCAUCGAGGGCAUGAAGAGGCUGAUCAUCGACGAGGUCAACUCCUUCCGCGCCGAGGUGCGCGCACAGGCCAGAGCAGCGGGACAGAUCCGCCGACAAGACAGCCUCCCCAUUCCCAGCCGCGACGAGAUCAUGAACUCCCCCGUGCAAGAGUACGGCCCACACCAUGGGGCGACGUCUGGGUUCACCGCCGCUGCCAAAGCGCACGCGAGACCUCCAAGCCCAAUCAUGGAUGACCCUAGCGAAGAGCUUGAGCGCGAGCUCGCGAGUACCCAUAUCAACAACGCCAGGAGAUAA
Molecule: messenger RNA, 1320 nt
Organism: Cyclocybe aegerita
Lineage: Eukaryota; Fungi; Basidiomycota; Agaricomycetes; Agaricales; Hemipholiotaceae
Source: the annotation of a GenBank genome assembly